Colias croceus (clouded yellow) is the source of this 864-nucleotide messenger RNA. RefSeq lists its product as uncharacterized. Lineage: Eukaryota; Metazoa; Arthropoda; Insecta; Lepidoptera; Pieridae. The record is from RefSeq and is a predicted model, not a curated record. The transcript has a single exon. The coding region runs from base 1 to 864 and encodes 287 amino acids.
AUGAAACAAUUACAAAACAUGAUUAAAAUGAAACAGCCAAAUAUAAAAGAAAAAAUUGAAUCAAACAUAAUGAUACUAGGAUUAAUCUUCUUGAAUAUAAUUUUCGCAAAAGAAGGUACUUUGGUACCGUUUAAAUCUAAAAGUCUUAGAAUUACUUUGAUGGCGGAUAAUUCUGUGAGGUUCAUUGAUCCAAAAGUUUACAGCGGAAAGAAUAAAAGUGAUAGUUUAAUAAGAUACGAUCCUAAGAAGUACAGACUUUAUAUUGGUGGAGACAAAGCACUUUGUAAAGUAGAUGAAAACUCUCCCAUUGUGCCUACGUGUGUUGACAAAGUCCGAUUUAUCGAUUGGAAAGAGAUCGGAGAAGAUGGUAAAACGAAGUUUGUGACUGAUAAUAAUUUAUGUCUUACAGCUGGUUCCCUUGAUACUAAGACAAACGGAUAUUUUGUGAAUGCACAUCAGUGUAAUACUGAAAUUCCCAAUCAGAAGUUCCUUUUUACUCAAGUAACCAGAGAUGAUUAUACUGAUGAUUCCGAAGAGACAGGAAAGAAAAAGAAAGUUCAAAGAAUGAAAUCGAAAUCCGAUCCUGAUCUUAAAGUGGAACCAACAGACGAUGAACUUGAUUAUGAGCGCUUAAGAGAUAAAGCCAGAAAGAAUAUCUCCGAUUUCCAGAGAGAUGUUGCAGGAAGUAAAAAAGAAAAAGACGUUUUGCUGACUCUGGUAGAUAGGGAACAUCCAUCUAACAAAAGCCACUACAAAACAAAUUCAACCGAAAUGAAGAGAUUUUUAGCAGGAACUGGACCUAAAAUUAUUAACCAUGACUUUGUGGUUGAUAGUGGUAUUAAUGCUAGUCUUUUAAAGGAAUAA